AGCCACAGCUCGGUGUCUCUCACACACACGAGUUUUUUAUUAUUAUUUAUUAGAGGUCCACAGCUUAAACGUGUCCCACUCGUCGCCAUGUCUGUAUUAUGUUACAAUAAGGGAUGCGGACAGCGGUUUGAUCCAGAAAAGAACCCGGAAGAUGGCUGCACCCAUCAUCCCGGAGUCCCAGUAUUCCACGAUGCAUUGAAGGGAUGGUCCUGCUGCAAAAGAAGAACUACCGACUUCUCAGACUUCCUCAGCAUUGUUGGCUGCACAAAAGGUCCCCACAACAAGGAGAAGCCCCCUGAGCCGGUGAAACCAGAUGUGAGAUCAUUAGGAGAAAAGAGCGACGGAGAUGACCAAAGGCCAAAGUUUAGCGAGUACAUCAUCUCUGCACCGCUGCCUCAGGAGGCGAUACGCAGACCAAGCGCUGAUGAGCCGAUGGUGAGGCUGCAGCACAACGUCUCUCCUUCUCUGAAGCAGGCUCUGGAGAGACUGAAGCUUUCUGAAAAUACGGCGGAGCAGCAAGAGGAAGAUAAAAACGAGCUCAAGAUUGGAACAUCCUGUAAAAAUGCAGGAUGUACUAAAAGAUUCGAUGGACCUGCAAGCGAGUUGGAGGAGUGCUCAUACCACGCCGGAUUUCCUAUCUUCCAUGAAGGGAUGAAAUACUGGAGCUGCUGCAAGAGGAAAACCUGCGACUUUAACACCUUCCUCUCUCAAGAGGGCUGCACCAAGGGGUCACAUCUGUGGAGGAAAAAGGACGAUGGUAAGAAAGUGGUUCCGUGUCGGUUUGACUGGCACCAGACGGGGGCGCAGGUCAUCGUCUCCAUCUAUGCCAAGAACGCCGUCCCGGAGCUGUGCUACGUGGAGGCCAACGGCACCACGCUCGACAUCCAUGUCACAUUUGAGGGAGAGAAGGAAUUUGUGCAGAAAAUCAGCUUGUGGGGAGUGAUAGAUGUGAGCAAAAGCCUCAUAAACAUGAUGGCCGCCAAGAUCGAGCUAAACAUGAAGAAGGCCGAGCCCAUGUUGUGGGCCCGCCUGGACCUUCCACCCCCGGCGCCACCCAAGGAGGAGGAGGAGGAGGAAAAAGAGGAGUCUGAUAGCGAUGAUGAGGUGUAUUGAUGAGGGAUUACAAUACAAACACAAGUGUGUAUUUUUAGCUGAAUCAAAGGCCAUAGAGUCCAUUCCUUACCUCCUUACCUUUGGCCUUUACCUUUUGGACAUUACACUGUUUCCUCUUUCAUUCCUAAUUGUGAACGCUCUUGAUUUUGCCCCAAGUUAUACAUUUGAAUGCUUAAAAUUCUCAAAUUAAUAAAAAUAAAAAAAAUUCUCUGAAGUACUGAAAAAUAACAUUGACGUUGAGCAGAUUUUCAAUGUGACCCGUUAAUUGCGACACAACCACCCAAUAAGAUGGGAGUCAGCUGGGCCCACGCUUGAAGCCUUUAUUUAACACGGUGUGUUCAGGUCAAGUCUUCGUAACGGACCACAUCUGUAUCUGCAAUGUUUGGGAAAAGAUUUGUUCCAUAAAUUGUUUAUGUUUUUGCGUUGAUCGUCCAGCCCUUUAACAGCAAACUGAAUUUUGCAUUCAUAUAUAUAUUUCUGUGUGUGACAAUGAAGCUGCUCUAAGUAGUCGGACAUUCAUCUCUAAGAUGUCCACACCUGUAUAAUAUGGAUAUAUUCUGAGUAAAUAGUUAUAAGGAAUACGAGAGUUCCUUGGGACUCUUAGACUUAAGAAAACGGAGAUGUUCUCUGACGACCCUUUGCUCCUAAUUUGUUUAGUUUUUUACAUGAUUAUACUUAAUGUAUAUUUUGUACUCGUUUUGUCUCUGAACAAUCACUGCUGUAUUUAUCUCCUCAUUUCUUGUCAAAGCAACCGAGCUCCAUUUUUAUAACGAUAAUGUACCGUAAUAUCUGGGAAUGCCAAUUGAAUACAAUGUAUUUUUCUUUCCGCAAAGUAGUCCUAUAUGAGGUGAUGCUAGAUCAGUGGUUCUCAACCCCCCCCCCCCCCCCCCCCAGUAUUAUCAGGUUAGGGGUCGCGACCCCUCGGGGUGUCUAAUCUGCUCCAGGCACUCUGGAUUUUUCCUCUAGGCAAAUAAUUUCACUGAUGCUGGCAAUAAAGUAAAAUAAAAUAAUUUACUGUUAAUAAGUUUUCAUCCACAGCCAUUUGACAACCCCCCCCCCCCACCCACAGAGGUCCAAACACCCAGGUGGAGAACUACGGUGCAAGAUGUCAUUCCUCAAAGGCUAUGAGUGUGAAUUUAAUUUGGAUGAAUGACAUCAUGACGUCCGGGUUAAAAGGAUUUGGGAACCCAAUUUAUUUAACUGAAAAUAAAGUUUUGUGUUGAGCUUUUCAAACCUU
Pseudoliparis swirei is the source of this 2350-nucleotide messenger RNA. RefSeq names its product cysteine and histidine-rich domain (CHORD) containing 1b (gene chordc1b). The record is from RefSeq and is a predicted model, not a curated record. The transcript is spliced from 11 exons. Bases 88 to 1113 code for a protein of 341 amino acids. Lineage: Eukaryota; Metazoa; Chordata; Actinopteri; Perciformes; Liparidae.